Phytophthora sojae is the source of this 1668-nucleotide messenger RNA. RefSeq lists its product as hypothetical. The record is from RefSeq and is a predicted model, not a curated record. The coding region runs from base 1 to 1668 and encodes 555 amino acids. Lineage: Eukaryota; Oomycota; Peronosporomycetes; Peronosporales; Peronosporaceae. Gene Ontology annotation, biological process: DNA recombination; DNA integration. The transcript is spliced from 5 exons. Gene Ontology annotation, molecular function: DNA binding.
AUGUCGGUGGCAUCGCUAGUUCCUGCGAACAGCCAGAGAAGCAGAGCGACGGCUGUGAAGUCUUUCGAAGACUUCCUUGCGAAGAAGGAGCUGACGCUCACAGAAGUGCAUGAUCGUAUUUCUAAGGACAGCACAGAUAUAAAGACUAUCAUCUCGGCUCUCUACAUGGACGCUUCCGCCAACUCCGACUACCUGGAUGCGGUGCUAGUGGCGUUGAUGUGGUACCUCUACGGUCGUGGUUCUGAGGCUGAGCAAUUGGAGAAAGCCCAGCUGUGUGUAUUCCCCGGCGAUAUGAUAUUUCUCCGCUUUAAGCGUGUGAAGACUGCUUCGCAACAGGGAAUCUCCCUGUUUAAGGAUCCUAACGAUCCCUUCCCGUGCCCGUUACACGUGCUAGCUGUCGCUCUCGCCCUUCAACCCGCUCCAGGAACUCGCAUCUUCCCGCAAUUUGCUGACGUACCUGCGCUGUCCGCGUCCGACGACCAAGACGACGAUGGCGAGCUGGGGCUGAUUGCGCAGCUAGACCGCGAGCUUGCGGAAGCACCUACAUGCAAGACUCCACAGCCACGUCGAGCCAACUCGGCCCCUGGUGCCCAAGCUUAUAUCAAUAGACUAUUAGUCACGGUUAGUGGACUGCCAGCAGCAAAGGAGAGUGGACUCACGAAGGGACUUACCUCGCACUCCUUCAGAAGAGGUGGGGCCAUGCACGCCAACGCCGACAGUCGCAUUAGGCCGAACUGGGUUGUUGAACGCGGGGGCUGGAAUAUGUCGCGCGUGAGCAAGGCGUUUUCCUACAUGCUGAACACAACACACGAAGAUCAACAAGCUGCGCGCCAAUUGAGCGGGUGGAACCCGCAAGCGGGCGCCCGACUUCCAGACCUUACCGCCAUGGACGGAGUCGUCCGAGCGCGCGUGGAGAAGCUGCAGGAUCUCCUUUUCGCUGCUGUGCUCGAAGUGUUGAUGGCGACCUUGAUCCUUCACUUCCCCGAGAUGGAACGCCAUCGCUUGGAUAGCCCGUACGUCCGUCGCAUUCAUGAAGCCCUUGGUGUCCUCAACAUACAGGCCUCCGAGCUGUUGGGAUGGUCGAUCACCCUCCGAGCUGCAUUCAAUCCACCUGCAGAAGAGAAACAAGAAUCAGCGGGCGAGUCCUCUCAAAACAUGAUCCGUGUUCUCGAAAAGCUGUCGCAGCAGCUCGACAAAACAAACACUACCGAGCAGCAGCACGAAGACGUUGAGCAGUCGCAGCCAAAGCGCGCGCGCAAACGUGCCUCCAAAGCGCUAUCGACAGUGUGGUUCGAGUGGUUCACUGCUGUACCACGCAUGUACGAAUCAACAACAGUUAGCAAAGCCAUCCUUCACGAGUCACGACACGCAGUUGCAUUCAUGAUGCUCUGCUUACCUUCUGGGUUCAAGCUGGAUCCGGCCUCGCCAGCGUACAAGGCGGAGGUCCACGCUGUUGGAGUCGAAGCCGAGAAGAAGACGCUUGAAUACUUGGCUCCACAAGGCUCACAGGCUGUAGCCAUUGGCUCGGACGUCAAAGCCAUGCGUGCGCUUCACAAAGCAGACCACCUUUCCGUCCUCCUUGACCAGUUUCGCGAGUGCUACUAUGAAGGCGAAGUCGUCGACCCGACACCCAAUUCUGCCCUUCCGCCAUUCCUGCGCUUCACCUAA